Molecule: messenger RNA, 1637 nt
Organism: Sphaerulina musiva SO2202
Lineage: Eukaryota; Fungi; Ascomycota; Dothideomycetes; Mycosphaerellales; Mycosphaerellaceae
Product: 3-hydroxyisobutyrate dehydrogenase
Exons: 3
Coding region: 319-1392 (357 amino acids)
Biological process (GO): L-valine catabolic process
Cellular component (GO): mitochondrion
Molecular function (GO): NAD binding; 3-hydroxyisobutyrate dehydrogenase activity; NADP binding
Source: RefSeq, a predicted model, not a curated record
GCCUCUCUACCCUCUGCGCCAACGAGAUCACCGAGAGCUGUGCGUCUGCACAUGCGGCGGCUCAGGCUCAGGGUACCGAGGACAAGCGUCUCGAGUCGUCGUGCACACCCAACAGCCAUGACUUGUCUCUUCUCUUUUCCUCUCUCUCACUCUCCUCACCCUCUCACUCCCUCACCCUCUCUCCCUCUCUUUCUGCUUCUGUCUUCUCGUCCCCAUUGCCAUCCUCACCUCACUCACUACUAGCGCUCACCGCUCGAGCAUGACAGGACAAUAACACACAGCGAAUACCCUCUCCUCUUCACAACGACUGCACUCACAAUGACAACGACGACGAGGACGAUACAGGCUGCACGCCACGCUGUCAGCUCCGCUACUCUGGCCGGCCCAUUGAGUAGUAGCAGACGGAGCUUCACGACUGCCACCAGAUUACAUACCAGCUAUGGCUUCAUUGGCUUGGGAAGAAUGGGCUAUCCAAUGGCCAAGAACCUGAGGACGAAAAUCAAGCCAGACGAUACAAUGAUCAUACACGAUGUCAAUGAACAAAUAACGAAGCAAUUCGUGGAUGAAAUGGGAAGCGUGGGACCUGUCACCGCUGCUCAGGACGUAAGAGAGGUGGCUGAGAACUCGUCCACCAUCCUGACCGUCCUCCCCGAACCCCAUCACGUCCAAAACGUCUUCCGCAACAUGCUCCGACCACCAACCCUCCUCAACAAUGCCCAACCCAUCCACUCUGAACGCCUCUUCAUCGACUGUUCCACCAUCGAUGUCCGUUCCUCGGCCGAAGUCUCCAACGCGACCUUCUCUUCCGGCCAAGGCAAGUUCGUCGACGCUCCCAUGUCCGGUGGUGUGGUAGGAGCUGCAGCCGGUCAACUGACCUUUAUGAUGGGCGCCGCACCCGAACUUGUCGACCGAGCGACAGAGAUUCUUCUCAUGAUGGGCAAAAGAGUCGUCCACUUGGGUCCACAGACCAGCGGACUCAAGGGCAAACUCGCAAACAACUAUCUCCUGGCCCUGAACAACAUCGCCACCGCGGAAGCCAUGAAUAUGGGAGUCGUCUGGGGUCUGGACCCCAAAGCUCUAGCGGACAUGAUCAACACUGCCACGGGCAAAUGUUGGCCUUCGGAAGUGAACAAUCCUCAUCCGGGCGUCGUGGAAGGUGCGCCCGCUGGCAGAGGAUAUGAAGGAGGGUUUGGGACAGCGUUGAUGUUGAAGGACUUGAAAUUGGCCAUGCAGGCUUGCGCGGAAUCCGCCAUUACGCCGAGAUUGGGGACGCAUGCGAAGGAUAUUUAUGCUGCGGUGGAAGGGACGCCGGAAUUGCAGGGCAAAGACUUUUCUGUGGUCUAUCAGUAUAUUGGGGGCAAGGCGACGGAUGAUGAGAAGACGUCUAUGUGAAUUGAUUGAAUGAACAGAUACCAGAACUACCUAGGUACGUUACCCUUGGGGACGAUGUGCCCCCUCUUCCCACUAGGUUAGAAGUGCAUGAAUAUCGCUAUCUAUACUUGUAUAGUUACCUAGUCCUCGAAUGUAAAUUUUCGUGGACCAAGUCAGAUAUGUAUGCCUCCUACCAUCCAUCCCAAUUAUACCUACCAUUAGGCAGCUUCAAGUAUCUACAUGUAUCUCUCUUACCUUAGUUCGAC